AACACAAGUGAGAUGGCAACCUGAGAUAUUACACACAAAGAACCAAGGUAAAUCCGAUCCAGGCUCAACAUUCGGCAGUUCAACUCAUUUGAAACGAUUUAUUUCGACUUGUAAACCGCAGUCCCCCGUGAAGAAUGACGUCGAACUCGACAGCGGGGUCAUCACCCCAGCUCUGUACAAAAUGCCGUACCCAGGAGGCUACGCAUGACCAGAGAAGUCACGCCGUAUGCGUAGACUGCUUCACAAAAUUCAUCAACACCAAAUCCGUCAAACAGCUCGGCAUUCUAGGCAAAGAGACCAAACCCCCCAUCAUCCCCAACCCAUCCGGCUCCGGCCCUCCCCAAAUCGGCACCCGUCGCUACCUCCUCGGCCUCUCUCUGGGCGUCUCCUCCACCUGCCUCCUCCAGCUCCUCCACGAAAACUGCCUGUUCCAACUCUCAAAAGGCCGGCCAGCCCCCUUUGAGCUAACAGUCGUCCACAUCUACAACGACACCUCCACCACCCCCUCCACCGCCGAAUCUCUCCUCCUUCCACACAAAACCCGCUACCCAACAUUCACUUUCCUCUCCCACCCUCUAUCAUCCCCCCUCACCCUACCCUCGAUAGACUGGCCCUCUUUUCUCUCUGCCCUAUCCCUCCCCCGAUCCCCAGUCCCCACCUUACCAAUCCUCCUCUCCUCCCUGCCCCCCUCCCAAGCCUCCCAAUCAGACAUUAUCAACCUCCUAACCCGCCACAUCCUCCUCUCCCUCACCCUCUCCACCUCCAGCCAGGCCCUCCUGUUAGGGCACAGCACCACCGCCAUCGCCGAAUUAACCCUCUCCCAAACCGCCAAGGGCCGCGGCUUCUCCCUCCCCUGGACGAUAAACGACGGCUUCUUCUCCCUUCCCAAUCUCUCCCAACCCGUUUUGGUGUUCCACCCCCUCCGGGACAUCCUCCGCAAGGAACUAGUCGAGUUCACCAAGCUCACCUCCCCGCCUUUGACGGGACUGAUCCCUGACGUGGAAAAGAGCAACAACCCUGAGGCUCAUCAGGUGCUGAACCACAAGGAUUUGAGCAUCGAGGAGGUCAUGACGAGGUAUUUUGCCGAUGUGGAGAGGAGUUACCCCAGUGUGGUUGCCAAUGUUGCUAGGACGAGCGCGAGGUUGGUGAGGAUAUUUGAUGAGGACAGAAAGGGGUGUGGGCUUUGUGGGAUGCCGAUGGAUGGGGAGGGGGAUGAGAGGUGGAGAGGGGAGCUGGGGGAGGGGGAUGUGGGCGAUGAGGAGGGGGGGACGGAGGAGGGGGAAAGACGGAGGAGAGAGGGGAGGAGGUGGUUGUGUUAUGGGUGUCAGAGGAGUGCUUUGGGGUAGGGUACUUGUUCAAUCACAGAUAUGGAGGGAGAGAAAAAAGCAUCAGUAGAAUGAGAUCAAAAAAGCACCAGUAAAAUGAGAUC
Podospora bellae-mahoneyi is the source of this 1429-nucleotide messenger RNA. It is a transcript of the gene CTU2, whose product is annotated as Cytoplasmic tRNA 2-thiolation protein 2. The record is from RefSeq and is a predicted model, not a curated record. Lineage: Eukaryota; Fungi; Ascomycota; Sordariomycetes; Sordariales; Podosporaceae. The coding region runs from base 135 to 1346 and encodes 403 amino acids. The transcript has 2 exons. Gene Ontology annotation, molecular function: tRNA binding; sulfurtransferase activity. Gene Ontology annotation, biological process: tRNA wobble position uridine thiolation. Gene Ontology annotation, cellular component: cytosol.